Messenger RNA from Selaginella moellendorffii, 2050 nucleotides. Its product is annotated as pyrophosphate--fructose 6-phosphate 1-phosphotransferase subunit alpha. Lineage: Eukaryota; Viridiplantae; Streptophyta; Lycopodiopsida; Selaginellales; Selaginellaceae. The coding region runs from base 68 to 1888 and encodes 606 amino acids. The transcript has 19 exons. The record is from RefSeq and is a predicted model, not a curated record. Gene Ontology annotation, molecular function: ATP binding; 6-phosphofructokinase activity; diphosphate-fructose-6-phosphate 1-phosphotransferase activity. Gene Ontology annotation, biological process: photosynthesis; response to glucose; glycolytic process. Gene Ontology annotation, cellular component: cytosol.
AGCAACAGAGGAGCUAGGUUGAGAGACGAGAGCUUUCGCUGUUAGAGAGGAGCCUUGGGAGCGCGCGAUGGGAGCGGUCGAUGGAAUCCAGGGUAUUCGUCGCGGCUACAAGGUGUCGCUGCCGCCAGCGCUCGAGGCUCCCAACGUCCAGCUUGUCUGUGGAGAUGCCACCACUGCCAUGGAUGCGUCAGACGCGCUGGCUAUCCAGAGAUCGUUCUCGCUCACUUAUGGGCAACCUCUAGUGCAUUUGCUUCCAGGCAAGAAAUCCACUGGCGAGAAGAAGCUAUCGCCACUAAGGGUGGGAGUCGUCUUUUGCGGACGGCAAUCCCCAGGAGGACAUAACAUUGUUGCUGGCCUCUUUGAUGCAUUGAAGGCUCACAACCCAGACAACGUCCUGAUUGGAAUCGUUGGUGGCACUGAUGGACUCUUCGCCCAAAAGUCUGUGGAGAUCACUGCGGAUGUGCUUGCUGUUUAUCGUAACCAAGGUGGCUACGACCUUCUUGGGCGGACCAAGGAUCAGAUCAAGUCUGUGCAGCAGGUGGAUGAUGCAAGGGCAGCUUGCGAAGCUAUGAAGCUGGACGGCAUCGUUUUGAUUGGAGGUUGUGGAACGAGCACGGAUGCUGCUCAUCUCGCUGAAAACUUUGCUGCAACGGAGUGUCGCACAAAGGUUAUCGCGGUGCCUGCCACUAUCGAUGGAGACUUGAAAAAUCCGUUUGUUGAGACGGAUGUGGGCUUUGACACUGUUUGCAAGGUCAACUCUCAGCUCAUCAGCAACAUAAGCACUGAUGCGCUAUCAGCAGAGAAGUAUUACUACUUCAUCAGGCUGAUGGGACGCCGAGCAUCUCACGUCUCACUGGAAUGUGCGUUGCAGUCGCAUCCGAAUAUGGUGAUUCUAGGAGAGGAAGUUGCCACGUCUAAAAUGACACUUUUCGACGUUACAAAGCAAAUCUGUGAUGCUAUUCAAGCCCGAGCAGAGCAUGAAAAGUACCAUGGAGUCAUCCUUCUGCCGGAGGGUCUCAUUGAGAGUAUCCCUGAAGUAUAUGCGCUCUUGCAGGAAAUCCAUGGCCUUCAAAAGCAGGAUAUUGAGGUCGAGCACAUUCCAACUCGUCUCAGUCCCUGGGCGUCCGCACUUUUCGAGUUUCUGCCACCAUUCAUCAAAAAGCAGUUUCUUUUGGACAGGGAAUCCGACGAUUCUGUCCAGCUUUCGCAGAUAGAAACGGAAAAACUGUUGUGUCAGCUUGUUGAGACAGAGAUGACAAGGAGAACGAAAGCUGGCAGUUACAAAGGAAAGAAGUUCAACGGUAUCUGCCAUUUCUUCGGAUACCAAGCUCGAGGAUCGUUGCCUUCCAAUUUUGAUUGCACCUACGCAAACGCUCUUGGACACAUAGCAUUUCACUUGGCAAGCGCCGGACUGAAUGGCUAUAUGGCGACGGUGACGAACUUGAAGGAAUCUGUCGACCAAUGGAGGUGUGGCGGAGCACCAAUCACUGCGAUGAUGUCUGUCAAGCGGUGGCAAAGGGGCCCGGGAGUCUCACAGAUAGGAAAGCCGGCUGUGCACUCAGCUAGAGUGGACCUUAAGGGAAAGCCAUACGAGUUACUGUCGCAAAACGCGUCAGCGCUCCUCAUGGAUGAUCUAUACCGGAAUCCGGGACCGCUCCAGUUUGACGGGCCUGGAGCCGAUCUAAAGACCAUCACUCUGUCCGUGGAGGAUCGAGACUACAUUGGCAGGAUCCAGGAGCUCCGGAGCUACCUUGACAAGGUGAAAGAUAUCAUCAAGCCUGGUUGCCCGGAGGAGAUCCUCAAGGCCGCAUUGAGCUCCAUGGCAUCAGUGACGGAAGUUCUAUCCGUGAUGUCCUCGCCGGGCUAUCGCAACCUGACACCAUUUUAAAGAAGAAUUCGUUCUUGGAGGACUGCUUAAGCUUAAGUGAGAUGAUAAUCCACCAUAUAAAACAUCACAUUCUUAAUGGCUGGAGGGGAUCGAACUUGGGACCCUCCACGCCCAGUGACAGUCGGUGAAAAAUAAUAUAUUUUUUUUCCACCCAUGGUUAAA